GCAAGAGCAUCAACAAUCAGAGCGGCUGCAGCUGGCACUACAGCUUACUGUCACUUUACUCUCUCUCUGCCUGCAACCGGACCGGCUAAGGUAUGAAGCGCCCGUUAAGUCCCGACCAUUUAAAUGAGAAUGGGAAAAUGAGUACGGCCGCCAUGUUUUUACGCUGCUUUGAAGAAAAGGUCACUUGGAAUGAUCGGACGGACUAUCCAUUUUCAAAUGAAAAAAAGAAGAUCCUGUUUUCAUUGUGUGAAGUGUGCAAUAUUCAACUGAACUCGGCCGCACAGGCUCAGAUCCACUACAAUGGAAAAUCCCAUCUUAAAAGAGUGAAACAGCUUAACAAUGGCAAAAUACCUUCAAACACAUCGUCAGGUUCAUUACUUUUAAGCAACAGCACGGGCAGCACAUGUCACACCACCACACUUCCAGCUCUAGUCCGGACUCCGAGCUUAGUGAUGCAACCUUCUUUGGAUAUCAAGCCAUUUGUGUCAUUUCCAAUGGACAGCAGUCCUGCUGUUGGUCUCUUCCCAAAUUUUAACACAAUGGAUCCUGUCCAAAAAGCAGUCAUAAACCAUACGUUUGGAGUUUCUUUUCCCCCAAAGAAGAAGCAGGUUAUUUCUUGCAAUGUCUGCCAGCUGCGCUUUAAUUCUGAUAGCCAAGCCGAGGCCCACUACAAAGGCAGUAAACAUGCCAAGAAGCUCAAAGGACUAGAGACAACGAAGAAUAAGCACAAAACGGGUGUUUCAAAGGACAAUGCAAAGGCAAUUAAGAGCUCAACGGCCAACCACAAAUCAGCUAACCUGUCAGAGAGAGAAAUCAUUAACAGAUGUACUGCUAUCUCACCAUCUCCACUGGAACCCAUAAACUCCAGGACAACAUCUAAUACAAGCACUGGCUGGUUCUUUCCACCUGAUCCAUGUGGUGAAGAGGAGAAGUUAAAAUCCAGCAGUUCAGUUAAUCAUGGCAUGGCCGAGAUUAGAACAUUCAUUGCCAAGUCUGAAGUUGCAUUAACAGCGGUUAUACCAGCGACACUCCUCAAGAACACUAAUGGCACUACAAACAUAAUUUCUGAAUCAGAAGAAGAAAAAGCCAAGAAGCUGCUGUACUGCUCACUAUGCAAAGUAGCGGUCAACUCCCUGUCACAGUUAGAAGCACACAACACAGGUUCUAAACACAAGACGAUGCUUGAAGCCCGAAAUGGUGCGGGUCCAAUCAAAUCGUACCCUAGGUCAGGGUCCAGACUAAAACUACAAAAUGGCUUGAAAGGAUCAGGUUUACAGAACAAAACAUUUCAUUGUGAAAUCUGUGAUGUGCAUGUGAACUCAGAAAUCCAAUUAAAGCAGCACAUCUCCAGCAGAAGACACAAGGACAGGGUAGCAGGAAAGCCAAUGAAGCCUAAAUAUAGUCCAUACAACAAACUUCAACGCAGUCCUAGUAUUUUAGCAGCAAAGCUUGCAUUCCAAAAAGAUAUGAUCAAACCAUUAGCCCCGACUUUCCUUUCAUCGCCUCUUGCAGCAGCCGUGUCUUCGGCGUUUUCCUUACCACCUCGACCACCUAGCUCUUUGUUUCAAGGGUCCGGGUUAACCCCAGCAUUUCUAAGAGCAGGACAUGGAUCAAUUCGAGCAACUACGGCAUCCAUUCUCUUUGCGCCGUAUUAACCACAAUGAAUCUGUUAUCAACAAAAACUUAAACAAGACAAAGGACUAACAUUCUCUGUACCAUGAAAUCCUUGUUUGCUCCGACACAUCUCUUGUCUGGAUAUUGCAUUCGAAGAGCACAUGGCCUAGCCAAGCCCUCCUGUUGUAGAAAGCUCAGUAAACACAGUUCUGUGUUGGGUAGAGCCAGCUUUUCAUAAGAUCAUGGCACUGCUUUGUCUGCAAUCUAUUUAACAUCAACAAAUAUGAAUAUCCUUCUUUGCCAGUUGGAUUGAUAAUGGGGGUCUUAACGGUCCUUUCAUGUACAUAGAUGUUUGGCAUCCAAAUGUCAAUACUGAAGCGUGGAAUAUACAGUAAAGAUUAACAAGUGCUUUAUUGUGGAUAACACCAAAUCAUUGGAUGAUAUAAAGUAUUCUUAAAUGUGAUUGACUAGUUAACAAGGGGCCGUGUAAUAUUGUGUAGGACCCAAAUACUGUCUUGUCUUGUAUCGUUCUAGAAUCUAGAUUCUAUUAGAAAGUUCACACGCUGUUCUAAAGGUGGAAAGCAACUCUGCUUAAAUGAAUUUUAUUUUUUAUUCAUUUUUUUUUGUUUGUUUGUUUUUUUUGUUUUGAUAGAUGAUCCAAACUAGAAAAAGCCAUAUAAUAUCAAAAUGUCAUGACAUAUUUUUUUGUUGUCUAACUGAUUUUUAUAGCUUUCUCAAUGUAUAACUUGUUACUAUGAAAUAUAAAAUAAAUGUUUAUAGCCAGAAAGUCUAAUUGCUCUAUAAUAGAUCUCUAAAUUUCACGGAAAGGAACAAACGUUUGAUAAAUUUAUUAUA
Molecule: messenger RNA, 2469 nt
Organism: Pelobates fuscus (common spadefoot toad)
Lineage: Eukaryota; Metazoa; Chordata; Amphibia; Anura; Pelobatidae
Gene: ZNF385B
Product: zinc finger protein 385B
Exons: 10
Coding region: 93-1655 (520 amino acids)
Cellular component (GO): nucleus
Molecular function (GO): zinc ion binding; nucleic acid binding
Source: RefSeq, a predicted model, not a curated record